GAAUCAACAUAAAACCCAUUUCUCGCUUUUUCCAACUCAAAUAUAUCCUACAAGACCCCUGCAGAAUCUGCUAAAACAGAGAGAAAUGGCCACUUCUGACGGCAUAAAACACCGCUCACUUCACGUCAAUGGCAUAAACAUGCACGUAGUAGAAAAAGGAGAUGAGGGUUCCCCAGUAGUACUAUUCAUUCACGGCUUCCCCGAACUAUGGUACUCCUGGAGACACCAAAUCCUAUCCCUCUCGGCCCUCGGUUACCGCGCCGUAGCUCCCGAUAUGAGGGGCUACGGCGACACCGAAGCCCCAUCUGAUGCCCGUAAAUACACUUACGUGCACAUCGUAGGGGAUUUGGUAGCCCUGAUCGACGAGCUUGGUGUCGAUCAGGUUUUCGUGGUGGGACACGACUGGGGCGCCGUGAUUGGUUGGUGGUUGUGCCUCUUUCGGCCUGAUCGCGUUAAGGCGUUUGUUAGCAUGAGCGUGGCUUUCUCGCCCAGGAACCCCAACAUGAAGCUGCUAGAUAUGCUUUGUGCUGCUUAUGGUCCAGAUUAUUACAUUUGUCGCUUUCAGGUACCUGGUGAAAUAGAAUCAGAAAUUGCUGAAGCUGGUGGAGCCGACAAACUCUUGAGGAAAAUAUUUUCAUUUCGCGACCCAGGACCCUUGAUGUUGCCAAAAGGCAAAGCCUUCACGGAUAUGGCUUCUUAUCCCAAUUGGUUAUCCCAAGAGGAAUCUUCUUAUUAUGUUGACAAAUUCACGAAGUCAGGCUUUACUGGAGGGUUGAACUAUUAUCGUGCUCUAAACCUAAAUUGGGAACUUACAGCGCCAUGGACAGGAGCACAGGUAGAAGUACCAGUGAAAUUUGUUGUUGGAGACUUGGAUCUGGCUUACCAUAUGCCUGGAGUAAAGGAAUAUAUUAAUCAAGGGGGGAUGAAAAAAGAUGUGCCACUUUUGGAGGAAGUGGUGAUACUUGAAGGAGUUGCGCAUUUUUUGCAGCAAGAGAAGCCUGAUGUGGUCACAGAUCACAUUUAUGACUUCAUCAGAAAAUUCUAACGGUGUUUACAUUGGUAACAGUAUUUAGGCUCGUAAUGUCACGGGGUUUCUAUGUGCUACAAUUUAUUAGUGGUUAAACAAGUUAUUUCAUACUUAUUUAAAAAAGUGAAAAGAUUGUAUUUGUGGAAAAAAGCUUGAGGUGAUUUUUAUUUCUCUUGA
This is a messenger RNA of Beta vulgaris subsp. vulgaris (sugar beet), 1204 nucleotides long. RefSeq lists its product as uncharacterized. The transcript has 3 exons. Bases 86 to 1045 code for a protein of 319 amino acids. NCBI's taxonomy places the organism in Eukaryota, Viridiplantae, Streptophyta, Magnoliopsida, Caryophyllales, Amaranthaceae. Gene Ontology annotation, molecular function: hydrolase activity. The record is from RefSeq and is a predicted model, not a curated record.